AUGGUUCAACAACUCAGUCUAUUCGCUUCAAUACCUAAAUCCCAAUACAAUCUAACAAUUGCCUCGUUGGCCACAUUAACAGGCUUCCAACCCUCACAAUUCCAAAGUUAUAAUCUAAUAUGUUCUCCAAAGACAAUAGUGAAAUAUGAACCAAAUAGUAAAAAUGCCCAAUAUGAACAAUAUAAAAUAAUAAUGAAGUCUCCAUUCAAUGAAGAUGAAGAUGAUCCCAAGGGUUCUAAAGAAUGGAUAAUGCAAGUUAAUGAUAUACCAUCUGCUGGUAAAAGGAAAAUAAAUAUACAAAGUUUAUUAGAAUCAAAUAUUCAAUUGAAUUCAAAUCAAACAAUUGAAGAAUCUUUAGGUGAUUUAGGUUAUAAAAUUGAAUCAGAUUAUGUUUUAAAAGGUGAAAGAUUCUUCCAUCAGAAUAAUAUAACUAUUGAAAUAUUCCAAAUAUUGUUAAAGAAAGAGGAUGGUCAAUGGAGUGUUUUAAAUGAUGAUGGAUUUGUUAUUAAAACUUUUAUAAAUGUGGAAAAAUCAACAGAUAUUGAAAAUUUACAGAAAUCUAGUCAAAUUUUAUUGAAUUUGAAAAAUGAAUUACAAGGUUUGAUUGAAUUGGAUAUACCUGAUAGAAAUUCAAUGGAUUCAAGAAUCGGAUUAAGAAAGUGA
Molecule: messenger RNA, 663 nt
Organism: Hansenula anomala
Lineage: Eukaryota; Fungi; Ascomycota; Saccharomycetes; Phaffomycetales; Wickerhamomycetaceae
Gene: SRB5
Product: Srb5p
Exons: 1
Coding region: 1-663 (220 amino acids)
Biological process (GO): termination of RNA polymerase II transcription; regulation of transcription by RNA polymerase II
Cellular component (GO): mediator complex; core mediator complex
Molecular function (GO): transcription coregulator activity
Source: RefSeq, a predicted model, not a curated record